This is a messenger RNA of Xylona heveae TC161, 1641 nucleotides long. RefSeq lists its product as hypothetical. The coding region runs from base 1 to 1641 and encodes 546 amino acids. NCBI's taxonomy places the organism in Eukaryota, Fungi, Ascomycota, Xylonomycetes, Xylonales, Xylonaceae. Gene Ontology annotation, molecular function: ubiquitin binding. The record is from RefSeq and is a predicted model, not a curated record. The transcript is spliced from 2 exons.
AUGGCUGAGAUUAUUGCGACCCUAGAGAAAGAGUACUGUCCGCCGAUCGACUCUGCACUCUUCUCUGCGAUCGUUUCCGAUUAUGAUUUAUCCUAUGAAGCCGCUCUUGACGAGGUACGGGGAACGUUAGAAGUGCUGAAACAGUCCGCCUUACUGGAAGAAAACACGGAUUUUGAUCCUUCAGGGAGCAGCGGUGCUCUGCUCGAGCAAGAGGUUACACCAGAAAAUGGCAACUCCGAACAGACGCGUUCCAGAGCAGAGAGCGGUGAUGUGUGUUCGAGAGCGGGCGAGACAGACUUGACCAGCGUAUCCCGAUCUGUCUCAUCCCUAUGCCUCAAUGGCUCUGAGGUAGAUACCGGCAUUGGAAAUUCUAGCACCAGUCGGGCUCUACAAAGCUUGGACCCCCAGAGCAAGAUAAGCCUUCUGCGUGAGAUGUUUCCUGCCUUGUCGGAAUUUUCCAUAUCUUUCGCAUUGAAGAAGACAAAUGACAACUUUGACCGAGCCGUGGAGGAUUUACUCAAUCAGGUCUUUUUUGAAGAGCAACAGACUAACCCGGAGGGCCCCAUAAGGUCGAAAGGGGUCGAUGGUUUCGCGGAUGACGACGAUCUUGCUUUUGGGCCAAAGACGAGGAGCAAGAAGAAGAAAAACAAGGCUCGCUUCGACAACAAGGAAAAUAGAAGACCUCGCUUUUCUCCUGCAGUCUCGUCCGGGGAGACAUCCCCUUCGCCCCAUAGCCGAUGGGAGAUGGCCAAGACGCAUAUUGAUUUUAUUGCUAGCCGUGUCUCCAUCUCUCCCAAGACCGUGGCCUCAAUAUACCACAAAAACGGAGCAUCCCUCCAGGUUGCUAUUAUUGCAAUCUUGGAUUCUGAGCUUGAGAAUAAUCCUAGCAGCAGUUCAGAGAACGUGAUUUUGGAGUCCAACGCAAUCGAACUUGGAGAAGAAUUCCCUGCUCUAUCGCCGGAGCAGCUCUUGGCAUUAGUCCGAAUAACACAUCCAUCUACUGCUGCAGCCCACGAGCUCGCACGGGCAGCGACCUCAAAAUCGACAAACGACGCUGGAGGCGGACUCAAAAUCAUUACACAAUACGCUCCUAUCAAUCUAUCAUCCUCCGGAUCCUCAACGCCCACAGUUGUUCCUAGCCCAAAUGUUGAUCUUUCGACAGCGAACACAUUGGCCACCUCAUACGAAGUUGCUCGGCAUAAGGCUUUCGGCCAAGCUUCUGUAGCAUAUCGCAAAUCGCGAUCCGAUCCCUUAAUGGGAGCAGCUGCGGCAUAUUAUAGCAGCCUCGGACGAGACUAUGACACCAAAGUGAAAAGAUAUGAUGCAGCUGCGGCGGAAGCCCUGGUGGAUGCACAGUCCAGCAGCACUGAAUUGGACCUUCACGGAGUUAAUGUAAAAGACGCAAUCAGGAUAACGAGAGAAAAAGUCACCAGUUGGUGGGCCGGCCUAGGCGAAGCGCGGAUAGACGGAAGAUCUGGCAUUGGCAGAGGGUAUCGCAUCAUUACCGGCGUUGGAUAUCACAGCGAAGGAGGACGAGGCAGGCUGGGUCCUGCGGUUGGUCGAAUGCUGAUCCGAGAAGGUUGGAAAGUCGAGUUUGGUGAAGGAAUCAUGGUUGUCACUGGAGUGGCAAGAACACGCUGA